Messenger RNA from Somion occarium, 3768 nucleotides. The record is from the annotation of a GenBank genome assembly. Lineage: Eukaryota; Fungi; Basidiomycota; Agaricomycetes; Polyporales; Cerrenaceae.
GAGGUCUCUUUCUCUCUUCUUCACCCUCAACGACCGCUGCCAAUGACUUGCCCCUCGUCGUUCAGGCCGUCAUCCAUGGCCUACAACCUCACAUUGCCAUACAAGUACCGCCGCAAGAGUCUGACAGCAGACGACGCUGAUAUCACGAACAGGGUGCCGGGAUUGAGCAGCGGGGGAUCGAGCUGUUCAUCGUCGCCCAUCGCCUCCUCUGCCAUUCUCAGCUCACGCAAUGCGGACAGCCCGACGGAAUACGCACCCUCAGAGGACGAGAUCUGGUCCGACGCGCGCUACAUGGGUUACGCCUCGCGUGUCCCCUUUCAGCACAAGAGGUACGACCGUCGGUAUGCGCAAGCGAUGCCUUAUCUCUCUCGCCAAACGACGCCAUGCGUGCACCACCAAUAUGACACGUCUAUCCUCUCCGACGAUGAUCAUGAUCUCCACUUGGCCGACUCCGAUGAAGACGAUGAAGACGGCAGCAGCCUAUUCUACUCGACUCCCCGCCGAAGAAUUUCCUUUUGCACUUCCGCUGAACGCGAUCAACCCUACGUUCGUCCCCCUCCCAAACCUGCCGCCACAUCACGCAAAUCCUUUCUCCAACCGGAUAAUGACAGUUUCCCUUCGUCCUCCCCCACCUCUCGACUAUCCACAAGUCCUAUGCUCCCGCCUUCCUCACCACCGAUUCCACCCAGUUCUCCCUUCACGAUGUCUCUGGCUUCAUCACCUGGCAGAUCUUUAUCGCCCACUCUUUCAAUUAAGCGCUCUGUCUCUCCCGAGAAGCUGAGGGAUGUGCAAACUGAAUUAACGAUUUCUCCACCUGUGACGCGACGUGGAAGAGUCUCGAUUGAAAGUCUAUUGAGCCCUGAGCCGCCUCAGCCGAGUAGGAGUGGGAAUGCGGCGAGGGGAAUGACCGUGGAGAGGUCAUUUGAGACUCGUUUGCUUUCUGUAUCGAGUCCCUCGCCUUCCCCAUUCUCACGUUCUACAUCCUGUGCUACGAUCAACCGCCAUGUUACGCCUGCUUUGUCACUUCAAUCGAGUACGAAGACGGCCAGGCGGUCUGCUACUCCACCUUCCGUCCUUCAUCCCCAUGUCGUUCAUAAGCGUUCAGCCACCCCGCAUCAGGAGGGUGUACUCAUUCGUCCUGCUACCCCAGUUUCGACCGCCAAACCUGCUGGGAUCAGGACGAGCGGAUGUCCUCUUUCACCUAGUCCCACACUAAUUACAGACUUGGCCUCGAAACGAGUCUCGACUUCUGGAUCUGUAUCUGUGUUGACUAGUGUGUCUGGUCUUGAACCGACCUCGAUCGCUGUAUCUGUGACGUCUACGUCUAGUCCCGUUCCAGCUGUGUCAGUUCCUCUGGUUGCAACCCUCGAGGAUGAUGAUGAGCGUCUUGCGAGUCAUGAUUCCAGUGGUCGUACGAUGCAACUACCAGCGUCCAUUCCUAUUGCUAUCCCCAACGUCUCCAGUCAAAGUCAUUCUGAGACGGAACAGAUGGAUGAGAGCGCUCUCCCGGAGGCAGUUGUGGAAACAGAAGGAACUGUUCCGAGCGCGCAAAUUGGAUGUGAUCCCUCCGAAGACGCGCCCAUCUCUACUUGUCCGAUUGAGGAUUACACCUCGCCUGCUGUCCAUAUCUCUGCUUCUAGCCCUAGCCUCGAUCGUGAUGCGUCGGUGGAUAGGGCCGAGGCGAACGUUGCGGAUGUUGAGCGUGUAGGUGGCGAUUUGGACAUGGUGGAUGAUUCUGAACCGAUUGCUUCGUUCACUGAGCCUACGUCUACAACCCCGACGGGUGUUCCUGAUCUUGAAAUCAGCUCGACUCCGACCACUGCGACCUUGCUCACAAGUGCCGAUCCUGUUCCCUCUGACGUCAUCUCCCCUACUCAGGCUUCUAACGAUGGUGUAGCAGAGAAUGUGAUAGUGAAUGUGGACGAAACGAAGAAUGUCGUUGUAGAGGCCCGAGCUAUUGAAGUGGACGUGGGCGUUGUGAGGUUGAAAUCGAUAUCUAGGUGUUCUUCGAAGGAACGUGAGGUAAUCGUUCGAGAUGUGGAAAUGGACGAGGUUUCGCAGAUUAAUGAUGCUCUAAUUUCUUCCACUUACGAUGACAUGGACAUUGUUGUUGACGACGAGCCUGCUCUUACGUCUGCGCCUGAAUGCAAAGAGAGCACAUCCCGAUAUACGUCACCUGUUGCGUUCUCCCUCACCCGGCAUCUCACUGAUGAGCAACCUACGGCGUCAACCUCGACUCUGCCGACUUUCCCUUCUGCUAUUCCUCGCACACCCGUAAAAGCCAGUCGGGCUUCGUCUUCAUUCUCGAGAGCUUCUUCUCCUGCCGCAUUAAGUUCUCCUUUGUCUCCUCUCCUGUCCUCACUCGAAGACGAGGUUGGUGAAGAUGAUGUGCCGCCCAAGAAGCGGAAAGGCAAGAAAGCUGGUAAUGAAGAGAAGAGGCAGACGAAGCGGGUCAGGACUAGUGCUCCAGAGAAGAAAAUCAGGAGAAAAAAGAGCCUGACUGUGGAUAUGACUACGUCGGAGGAUGAACGGCGUGCUGUAGAGAUGAAGCCAAAGAUGACGCGGAAGAGCACAAUUGUCUUGAGUGACGAUGAGGAUGGUCUCGUUCAAGUUGCGGGUGUCAGUGAUCCUGAUGUCGAUAGUCGGAAACCUGUCAAGAAAAGAGGGAGGAAGAAGAAGGAAGUUCAGCUUGAUGGCAAGAAUCCACUUCCCGAGCCUUCCACGACUUCGCAUUCACAUUCGGCUUCUCAUCGUAUGUCUGUUGCAUGUCAUUCGCCCUACUCUCCCUUCCUCUCCAAGUCCCCUUCGAAACUUGAUCUCGCGCCUGGGCUUACCAUCCUUGACUUGUUGCCGUUUAAGGCCCCGCUUCCGUUGGAUGAAUUACAGGGAAUGCUGAUUGAGACCCUUGCGACUUCUCGAGCGAGUAGUCUUCCGCCCAGUGUGGUUUAUAGUAGUUUGAUGGAUGCCAGACCGGCAUUGAGGGAUGUUACACUUGUUCGACAGGAUCCGCCCGUCUCUGAACCGGAGUCGCUGUCAAGAGGAAUGUUGAAACAAAAGACGAACGACGACGGUGAAGCUGAGGGUGAGGACGCUGUGGAGAACUUAAAGCGAGAGGAGAAGGUGGAGGAGAAGAUGGGGCGGAAGGAGUGGAUGGUGCUUAUUGAGGGUAUGUUCGAGGAGGGACGGGCGAGGUGUGGGAUGUUUGGGAAGGUGGAAAGUAGUUUUAAGGACGAUCAUGAGCGACCACUUGAAGCUCAAUGGUUCUAUGUCCCAGAAUGUGAUACCGAUACCGAUCGUGCGACGCUCAUAAGGAGUAUGAUGCCUCGACCUGGUAAACGGACAGUCACCAAGCAGUAUAAGCAGUAUUACUGGAGACCAUUGGGCAAGAUCUCGAGAUGGGAUGACGAGGAUGCCAUGUGAGGUGUUCUCAACAUCCCGAGUAGUGAGGGGGAGGUGUUAAUGAGGGGAGGAAGAAAGGACAGAUGCUUCAUUGCCUCAUAUCUUAUUCGUUUUGUUAUUUCGCCUGGUCUCUAUUGUUCGUUCCCAAUAUGUUAUCAUUGUUGUGCGUUGCUGCAUCUCUACGUCCGGUUUGGGCUAGUCGCUACAAUAUGACUCCUUCCCUUCCUGUUCGAAUUCUUUUUGUUCUUCUCUUUUCUCUGAACCCAAGAUAUAUUUUUUGUGAACGAGUCCGGUUUGUUAUAUGUCGUCUGUAAUAACGUCGGUCCUAUGCAACCCGUAUCUUAAUUCAGAGCGUGUCAAGACAAGCAU